AUGUCGCUCUACACGCCAUCCUCAAAAGCAGCCAAGCGUCGCGCGGCCAACCUAGGCGCUUCCACCAGCAACCACACAUCCACGCCCAACCAUCUCUCGACGUCAGCCUCCUCGAGGAUGGUCAAUUCGCACCACCACAUCGAAAAUGCCUUGACAGACGAACAGCGACAAGAAAUCAAGGAAGCCUUUGAGCUCUUUGAUACAGACAAAGACGGCGCUAUCGACUACCACGAGCUCAAAGUAGCCAUGCGUGCGCUUGGCUUUGAUCUGAAAAAGGCCGAAGUGCUCAAAUUGCUGCGCGAUCAUGACAAGACCAAUUCUGGCCUGCUCGAGUGGGACGACUUCAACAGGAUCAUGUCUGAAAGAAUCGCAGCCAGAGACCCAAUGGACGAGAUCCGUAAGGCGUUUGCGCUGUUCGACGACGAUGCAACAGGCAAGAUCUCACUCAGGAAUCUCAAACGUGUAGCAAAGGAGCUAGGCGAAACCUUGGAUGACGACGAGCUGCAGGCUAUGAUCGACGAGUUCGACCUCGACCAGGAUGGCGAGAUCAACGAGAACGAGUUUAUUCAGAUCAUGAUGGACGAUUCCUAG
Messenger RNA from Mycosarcoma maydis (corn smut), 591 nucleotides. Its product is annotated as putative spindle pole body component, centrin. Gene Ontology annotation, cellular component: mitotic spindle pole body; half bridge of spindle pole body. Gene Ontology annotation, biological process: spindle pole body duplication. The record is from RefSeq and is a predicted model, not a curated record. Bases 1 to 591 code for a protein of 196 amino acids. The transcript is spliced from 2 exons. Lineage: Eukaryota; Fungi; Basidiomycota; Ustilaginomycetes; Ustilaginales. Gene Ontology annotation, molecular function: microtubule binding; calcium ion binding.